AUGGCUGCACUAAAAUGCUCCCAUGUUGCACUCCUUGCAUUUCUAAGCUUGGUUGUGUGUUCUGCACACAGAACUCUUCCUAAUGAGGCUGGAACCAACCAUGACCGCGUCGUUAGCAUCAUGGAGGACACUACUCAUACUGACCAUGCAUGGAACGGUCAUGUUUUAAGUAAUGGAGGUGGAGGUGGAGGGGGAGGUGUUGUAAGCAACCCGACAAUUGGUGGUGCCCCCAUAGUUGGAUCUGCUGGUGGUUAUGGAAGUGGGAGUGGCAAUGGCAAUAACGGGGGCAUUAGCAGUGGAAGCGGAGGAGGAGGAGGAGGUGGUGGUGGUGGCUGGCUUGGUGGUGUACCAAAUUUUGGCAUCCCAGGUGUUGGUGCCCCAGGUUUCGGUGUCCCAGUCGGUGGAAAUGGUGGAGGAUAUGGGUUCGGUGGUGGAUAUGGUUCCGGUUCUGGGGGUAAUAAUGGAGGCAGUCCACCAGGAUAUGGAGAAGGACCAUGGGUCCCUCCACCGAAUUACCACUGCCAACCAAUGAACUGUGGCAAUCCCUUUGGUUGUCCUGGAUUCACCAUGCACUUCAGUCACCAUACACACAUGAAUGCACCUGCAUCCAAUAUGCCAGCAGAGAGUACUGGCCAUGCCAUGGCUCCUGCAGAUUCACACUAA
Fraxinus pennsylvanica is the source of this 663-nucleotide messenger RNA. The record is from the annotation of a GenBank genome assembly. Lineage: Eukaryota; Viridiplantae; Streptophyta; Magnoliopsida; Lamiales; Oleaceae.